This is a messenger RNA of Abrus precatorius (Indian licorice), 2247 nucleotides long. RefSeq lists its product as uncharacterized. The record is from RefSeq and is a predicted model, not a curated record. NCBI's taxonomy places the organism in Eukaryota, Viridiplantae, Streptophyta, Magnoliopsida, Fabales, Fabaceae. The transcript is spliced from 2 exons. Bases 337 to 1077 code for a protein of 246 amino acids.
AUUGCCGUUGCAGAUAAGAAGAGCCUACCCUUAUCUCUCUGACCCUUUCUCUUUGUGUCUCAAAGACAACUCGGAAAGUAACAGAAACUCAACUUCUUGUUCCGAUCUUCCACUGAAACACAAACAAACACAAAAACAAAAUAACAAACCAACGCAACACAAAACUUCAUAAGGCAAUAGAAAAUUCAGGAAAAAAAAAAAACUCAUCGCGUAAGUUUACCCUGUUCCGUCGUCUAUCGCCACCGGCCGGAGCACAAUCGCCACCGUAAACCACCGCGUGAUUCGCAAGGGGACUCGGAGAUUAUUAUUAUCAAAGCUAAAGUUGAAUCCUCGACGAUGUCGCGGUUCCCGUUUUUCAACCGAUCGAACACGAUUCACUCAACGAAAUCGGAACUAUCGCAGAAACCCUACCUCCACCAACACCAUUUGGACCGGUCUGGUUCGCUGAGCCAAUCCUACGGUUCGGUGGAAUCGGUGAAAACCUCGAUUCGCGGAAGAAUGGUGAAGAAGCUCUGCAAUUUGUUCGAAUCUUCAAAACCCUUGGGUUCUUCAGAAGAAGAAUCAGAAUCAGUUCCGUCUUCGAAAUCGCGUUCGGAUUCGUGCACGCUGUUCCGAUUAUCAGGCACAGAGGAUCGAAUUGUGGUGUAUUUGACGAGUCUGCGAGGGAUUCGAAGAACAUUCGAGGAUUGCAACGCGGUUCGCAUGAUUCUGAAGGGGUUUAGGGUUUGGGUGGACGAAAGGGACGUGUCGAUGGAUUGGGGUUACAGAGAGGAGUUGCAACGCGUGCUGGGAGAGCGACACGUGGCACUUCCUCAGGUGUUCGUGAGAGGAAAGUACGUUGGUGGUGCCGAUGUGAUUAAGCAUCUAUUUGAAAGUGGGGAGUUGGCGAAGAUUCUAGAAGGGUUCCCAAAAUUGAAGCCUGGGUUUGUUUGUGAGAGUUGCGGAGAUGUGAGGUUCGUGCCGUGUGAGAAUUGUAGUGGGAGUAGGAAGGUGUUUGACGAGGAUGAAGGCUUGUUGAAGACUUGCUCUCAGUGCAAUGAGAAUGGCCUUCUUCGCUGUCCCUAUUGCUGUGUUUGAAUUUACUUCGAUGACUUUUGUGUUGUUCAAGAGUGUGCACUGCCAUGGGAAUUUGUAUAUUUGUAUAUAUUUAGCGCUGUAUAUGAAUUUCCUAAAGAUUGGUUAUUGAUGAGAUAGUUUAUAGUGAAAAUUAUGGGGUGUUUUAAUCCCUUUUCAAACCAAGCUCAGGUGGUGUUGAUGAUGAUGAUGUAAUCAUUUUGAUAGCACGUGGAUAAUGAUCGCAUCCAAGAAGGAUGUCGUGGGGCGUGGUAAAAAUCUGGUAAAUGCAAAGUGUCCUUCUUGCUGGGCUUUUAGGAGUCACUUUGUUGGGUGCUUAUUCAGAAUUGAUUGUCUUUGCUUUUGUUUAUCCAAUUGGGAUCAAGAUUAUGUUUGUUUUAAUGUUAAAUUAACUCAACGGUACGGGUUAUAAAUGAGUUCAUACAAUUUACGAGGAUGUUCAACGGGUGAUUUCUUUUAAUACAUUUCUAUGAAAGACAAUUUAUGAUUUUUAUAAUAUUUUCAACUUAUUUUGAAAUAAGGAGUGAAUAAAUUAUCUAUCAAAUGACCCCAAAAUUGAUUUUCGACAUCUUGAUAAAAUAAUGAGACUCUAAAGACUAUUCAUCUCUGAGGUUCUUUAAUUUGUUCAUUAAAUGACAACUUUAUCUUUCAAAAAUAAAUUUAAUAGUUGGAUUUUGAACUAUACACAUCUUGAAGCUAAUAUUGAAACUGGAGGGCAUUCCAUUCCGUCCAAUUGACACUCGAAUAAAAUUUAGAUUCAAUAGCACGUUUUAGAAAGAUUAACUUUGACAUAUCAAUAUUUUUUUUUCAAAAAAAUUGGAAAACGCCAUUAAUUUCUUAAAAUAAUUUAAUCUAAAGUCUAAAAACAUAAAUGUAAAUGUCUAAUUUAAGAAUGAUAAAGUUGUCUUUCCGUAACGUUUUGAGACACUAGAACGUGCAUGUCUCAUUCUUCGUGUUGAAAGCAUGAUUAUAUGUUUUAUCUUUGAAAGAUUGAGAAAUGGAAUUGUCACCAUCCUUUUCUUCAUAAAAGAAUGAAAGCAGUGACUCUGUUGGGUGCUGUUAGCCAAGUCGUAGAAUAUUGAAUGAAGAAGGCCUUUGUUUCUCAAAACUCGAACAAAAUUUAAUUUCAGAGUAUAUUUGAAAAUUAUUAUUUGCAAGAAAUAAUGAAAUUCU